AUGCGAAGUGUGCAUCAAAUUUUUGUUCCCCAAAUAUUGGAUAUAUCAUUGUCAACUCUGCAGAUAUAUUGUCCACAUCAAGUGCGCCUUCAACAAGCCGUCUCACACCAUUAAAAAUGAUGGAGAUGCAAAAGACAUUAUCUAUCUUCCGACUAAUUAUAAGUUCCUUCAUCACCAACAUCAACUCACUUUAGUCUCGUCAGUACCUCAUGACGAUCAAAACAAAGAAGAGGAAGAAGACGACGAGGAGAACUAUGGUAAAAGAAUAGAGUUAAUAUGUGAUGGGUGCAUUACUCCUAUAUAUUACUAUAUGAGUUGCAGUGAAUGCAAAUACAAUCUUCACAUGCCGUGCUUUCACUUGCCACCUCACAUCUCCUCUCUUCCAGUCCACGAAGAUGAUCACAGGCUACUUCUUCAAUAUUCUAACACACUUACACCUUGGAAAUACGGAAUUUGCAGUGUCUGCAAGUAUGAUAUGAAUGGGCUGUUCUAUACUUGUGUUAGUUGCAACUUCAAAGGUUGCAACUUCGAAGAAUGUAUCAAGUGUGCUUGUAUGCCGGAUACCAUACAUCACGCAGCUCACCCGCAACAUCUCCUCAAGUUUGUGACUAAAUCUCAUCUGCACAGUGAUGAUUACUCAAACUUGGUUGUAUCCUCGCUGUGUGCAGCUAGUUGUGAUGAGCCUGCAUGCUUUUAUGAUUGCUACAGCUGCAGCAGAAACUCAUGUGAUUUCAUUGUGCACCUUAAAUGCGUUUUGGUGCCGGCAUCAGUCACCAGCUCUAGAUGGGACAAGCACCACCAGCUUCCGUUGACGUACAACGCCACUCUCGACCGUCCCGGUGAUUUCUACUGCGACCAAUGUGAAACGCAGAUGAAUCCCAAAAGAUGGAUGUAUCAUUGCCACCACUGCGAUAUAUCAUUCCAUCCGGAUUGCUUCAAAACUACUUCCGGCGAGUGGAGAAACAUCAAGCUGCGGCAGGAGUACGAGAACGACGAAGCUCACCCACACACUCUCACCUUUCAACUUCUCACCACAAAACGCCGCUGCGACAUUUGUGGUGAGGAUAGGCAUGAACAAGAAGGAUUCCACUGUGCGUCGUGCAACUUCUUCGUUUGUCUCAAAAACUGCGGUAAAGAAUGUGUUAGGAAUUCUUGUAUUCAUCUAAUGAGCGCAGCGGAAAUUGCAGACAAGAAUAACAGAUCUAGAUUCAUAAUCAUAUUGCAAUUUCCCUUGUUGCUAGCUAUGGAGGAUGAUGAGAAUAAUAUAUUCUUCGAUUCCCAAAACUUCAACCCUUCCCAAAAUGUUAACCCUUCUCAAGAUUAUUUCCCUAGCUUUGAUAAUUUUCCGAAUUCUGAGCAAUUUCAAUGA
Messenger RNA from Salvia splendens (bonfire salvia), 1369 nucleotides. RefSeq lists its product as uncharacterized. The record is from RefSeq and is a predicted model, not a curated record. The transcript is spliced from 3 exons. NCBI's taxonomy places the organism in Eukaryota, Viridiplantae, Streptophyta, Magnoliopsida, Lamiales, Lamiaceae. Bases 311 to 1369 code for a protein of 352 amino acids.